GCGGGCGAGACAAAGGGGUGGGCCCGGCCGGUCCCGCCCCCAGCGCCCCGCCUGGCGCGGCCGGCCAGGCGCGCGUAUGGCUCCCGCGCCUCUGCUGCCCCGGCUGCCCCUGCUGUCCUCGCUGCCAUGUACCCCGCGGGUCCCCCGGCCGGCCCGGCCCCGCGCCGUGGCCGCCGCCCCCCGCCCGGGCGCAUGGCUUUCCGCAAGGCCUACUCUAUCAAGGACAAGCUGCAGGCCAUCGAGCGCGUCAAGGGCGGCGAGCGGCAGGCCAGCGUGUGCCGCGACUUUGGCGUGCCCGGCGGCACGCUGCGCGGCUGGCUCAAGGACGAGCCCAAGCUGCGCUGGUUCCUGGAGCAGCUGGGCGGCGAGGUGGGCACGCAGCGCAAGAAGAUGCGGCUGGCCAACGAGGAGGAGAUCGACCGCGCCGUCUACUCGUGGUUCCUGGCGCUGCGCCAGCACGGCGUGCCGCUGUCGGGGCCGCUCAUCCAGGCGCAGGCCGAGGCCUUCGCGCGCCAGAUCUACGGGCCGGAGUGCACCUUCAAGGCCAGCCACGGCUGGUUCUGGCGCUGGCAGAAGCGCCACGGCAUCUCCAGCCAGCGCAUCUACGGCGAGGCCGAGACCCCGGCCGCGGGCCCCGCGGCGGGUCCGCCGGUCAAGCAGGAAUCCGCGCAGCCUCCUGGCGCCAGCCCCCUGCCCGACCGCGGCCCGGCCCAGCCGCCCCCCGCCGAGGGCGGCUACGGCGACGAGCAGAUCUACAACGCCAACGUCACCGGUCUCUACUGGAAGCUGCUUCCGGAGCAGGCCGCGCCCCUGGGCACGGGGGACCCCGGCGCGGGGUACUGCGGCCGCCGCUGGCGGGGCGACAGGGUGACGGUGCUGCUGGCCGCUAACCUGACUGGCAGCCACAAGCUGAAGCCGCUGGUCAUCGGGCAGCUCCCGGACCCACCUAGCUUGCGCCACCACAACCAGGACAAGUUCCCGGCCUCCUAUCGCUACAGCCCAGACGCCUGGCUCAGUCGCCCACUUCUGCGGGGCUGGUUCUUCGAGGAGUUCGUCCCGGGCGUCAGGCGCUACCUGCGCCGCAGCUGCCUGCAGCAGAAGGCUGUCCUGCUGGUCGCUCACCCGCCCUGCCCGAGCCCAGCGGCCAGGAUACCCACCCUGGAGGAAAGCGAGGAGACCCCCAGGCGGUGUCGGCCUGAGCCCCUCGGCGCCCCGGAGGAGCUGCAGACCCCGGACGGGGCUGUGCGAGUGCUGUUCCUGUCCAAGGGCAGCAGCCGGCCGCACAUCCCUGCCCCACUGGAGCAGGGGGUGGUGGCUGCCUUCAAGCAGCUAUACAAGCGGGAGCUGCUGCGGCUGGCUGUGUCCUGCGCUGGGGGGUCCCCACUGGACUUCAUGCGCAGCUUCAUGCUUAAGGACAUGCUCUACUUGGCCGGCCUCUCCUGGGAUCUGGUACAGGCAGGCAGCAUCGAGCGCUGCUGGCUGCUGGGCUUGCGGGCAGCCUUUGAGCCCCGGCUAGCUGAGGAGUGUGCUGGGCAGCUGGCCGGCCAGGCCGAGGAGGCUGCCGAGCACAGCAGGGUGCUCAGCGACCUCACGCACCUGGCAGCCCUGGCCUACAAGCGCCUGGCACCCGAGGAGGUGGCCGAGUGGCUGCACCUGGAUGAUGAUGGGGGGCUGCCCGACAGCUGCAGAGAGGAGGCAGGCCCCGGCCGGCCCCCUGCGCUGGCCCCCGUGGCCCCUCUGCCCCUAGCCAGCCUACCCUCUGUCAUGAGGGGCGGAGAGGAGGAGGAGGCCGCCGUGCCCACCGCUGGGGAGGCUGUUCGGGGUCUUGAGACUGCUCUGCGAUGGCUGGAGAGCCAGGACCCCCGGGAGGUGGGGCCACUGAAGCUGGUGCAGCUGCGCUCACUUAUCAGCAUGGCCCGAAGGCUAGGGGGCAUCGGGCCUUCUCUGGCAGUCCCUGACGAUGGGGUGUGACCAAGCCUGCCUGAGGGGCCCCCCAAGCGGCCUUUCUCCUGCUGCACUUGGAGGGAGGGGACACACACAGUCUCCCCAUCUCCACGCCUCCCCUCUCCUGGGGUGACCCACCCCAUGGCUCAGGGAGUUACAGAGGUUGAAGCCCAGCCUCUCUUGGAGAGGCUCUGUUGGUGAGAGUCAUCCCGCUCCACGGUUGCCAGUCUCCUUUGGGGGAGCUGGGAGAGGGGCCCGGGUUCAGGUUUCUCCGCCCUGGGCAAGCACACGCAUGGGGUCUGCGGUCUUUGCAGGGUUCCCUCCCACACAUGCCUGGCAUGCAUGCCACAGCUCUUAUCAGAGAACAGUUUGCUGGGUGCCCGCCCUGGCCCCUGUGGGGCUGAGGCUUCCAGCCCCGAGCCUGUCCGCACUUCCUGCCGCCCAGCCAGUGGCCCGUGACUUGCACUGGACGAGGGCCCAGCACCCCCAUCUGUCUGGAGCCCUGGUGCCGUGUGUUUCCCGAACCACAGCCCUGAGAUCAUCUCAGUGGGGAAGCACACCACUCGGUUUUGGUUUUUAGUUCAUUAAAUCAUUUUUACAGAUACUCUUCAGGGGUCCAGGGUGGUGUCUCAGUCCCCAGCCUGGGGCUGGUCUCAGAGGCUGGCUCGGGUCUUCAAGGCUGGCUCUGUGGGCUGGGAAGGGAGGAUGGUGCCCAGCCCUUGGGGCCUCCAGAGGUUCUGGAUGCAGCAGGGAGUGUAGACUUCUGUUCCACCCAGAUUUUUAAUUUUCCUUAAGAAAAUUCCAUCUGAGCAGCUCUCUUAUUCUUUGGGGUUGGCGAGCAGUUGUACUUGGGCCCUGGUGAUUGACCAAUGACUGGACAAGCUCCCUGGACUCUCCUACCAGCCAGAGCCCACUUUGUCCAGCCCCAGGGCCUGGAGCCAUCUCAUCUACCCAGGAGCAGGCCCGCAGCACAGACAGCCGUGCCGGGACGAUCCUGCAGUGCCUUAGCACCCCUCCAAGGCUCCUCCUGCCGGGGCCUGCCCCCGAGGCUUCCCCACCUCUCCUGGCACUGCCCAGGGUCUGGCUGAGGAGCUGCUUCCUGCGGCCCCGGGAAUUGGGCUUCUGGGCAGCACGGGAGGAAAGGGCUCGGGUGUUACUGUCCAGCUCUAGAUUCAGCAUCCCUUUGGUGGUCUGAGGCCAAGAGAUGCCCGUGCCUCCCCAGGGGGCUGCCUUUGCAGAGAUGCUGCCCAGAGCCCUCAUGAGGGGCAGUGGGCCAGGUUUGGGCCCUGCCUGCCUCUCGGCUGUCUCCCGCAUCCUCACCAGUGCUGUGUCCUCUAGUGGUCCAGGACUGCAUAGGCUGCAGAAGGCGAUGCAUUCAUGAGAGGGUUGGCCUUGCGCUAGCUGGAGGGAGCCCCCAGCAAUUUCCACACGCAUCCAAGAACAUGAACUGUUCCUUGGAAGUGCUCCUAGUCGAAAAAACAUAUAUGUAUAUGUAUUUGACUUUUUUUUUUCCGACAUAAAUAUGUAUCUCAAAUCUGAAAGCCAAGGGAAGGUGUGGAGAAUGUGGAGAAGAGGAGCGAGGCUUGGCUAGCCAGGCCUAGGGCAGCAACCGUCAGCCGUGCCUGCUGGGGCCCAGCUGGCACCUCCUCUUCCAGCCUUCUUGAGCCUGGACACCUAAAGGAGCCUUUGGCAGUCAGGCUGGCCCUGGGUCUCUAAGCCAAGCAGCUGGCAGGGUCUUUAGGAAGUCCAGCUGAUGGCAACCCAGGGCUGGGAGCUCCUGGUCCUGAUGGCCAGUCUGCCUGCAGGGGUGUUUGGAGAGGCAGACCAGGGCCUAGGUGGGCUCCAAGUGACGGUGUGCUGGGGCCUGACACAUGGCCCAGGGUGGCCUCUGGUAGUGACCUUUCAGGCUUCAACAGCACUGCCCCUCUUGCCAUGGUUUCCCUCUCGAGUCCUCCUUCCGGGUCUACCCCUCUGUGGGCCUGGGCAGGGGAGGCUGGAGUUGGUAUUGAGACCCGAUGUCAGGAACAGGACCUCUCACCUGCCUCUCCGAGCGAUUUCACGUCAUACCAACCCCCUCCCCUCUGGGGAACGGAGGCUGCACACCAGGAGAUGGCUCUGGCUUGUCCCCGUGGGCCUGGAAGGGCACUGUACAAACAAGGCAGAGAACAGGCCAGCCUGGGGCCUUGAGGAGCUAGUUAGAGUGCCUGUCAAGUGUGGGUCUAGGGGGAGCUGCUGGGCCUCUAACAGUGUCUUCUCCCUAGAGCCUAGGGGCGCUGGUGUCCUGUGCAUGCCACGGGGCGGAGGCUGCAGGCCCCUGACACACGGAGAUGGCUGCUCCGCCAGGAUGCCUGGCCCUGAGGGCAGCCCCAGCAACACGUCGAAUCCUUGUGAUCCCUGGGCCCCAUCCCAGUUCUGCCAGUGCCUCACAGUCACCCACUUCCCUGGGCUCAGCUCAGUGGGAAAUCACGGGGCGGCCUGGCCAGAGUCUUCCCCAGAGAGACCCCAGUUUGUCUCUGCAGGAGAACAGCUCAAGUGGUCCCAGUGGGGCGCCGGCCUUCCCUGCGGUUGCCCGCUGGGCCCAGGGCCUUGUAGCAUGCCCCUGGUUUGUGCUAAUGGGAGUGAUGGUGGACGGCACUGGGGGAGGGCUAUGAGCUGAGGCCCUGGAAUUCCUGCAGCAGCCAUUGUCUGCCUGCCGACUGCUGGGCACUGGAACUGGCUUUCUUGCCCUGGAGGGCACACCUUUAAAGGGUGUGGGGACCACCACAGACUGGGAGCUGCUCAGGGACGCAGCCGCUGGCCUCUCCCCGUCCUGUUCUCAGCCCUUUGACGAAUACUCAAGGUCACUGUUCUUCAAAAAGUGGUCCUUAGUCAGUCGGGGUCAUUGUCGGAGCUCAGCCAGUAGGCUUGGCAGUGAGCCAGGGCAGGGAAGGCACUGAGGAUGGAAAGAUUGAGGGUGCAGGCUUCUACUAAAACCACCCCCGAUCUGUGAGUCUAGGGGGAUGAGACCAGGCUGCAGCAGUCAGAGAAGUGUGGCCCUGCCCAGGGGGCUGCACACUUGGGAAGUGACCGUCUCCCACGCCACUUGGGCUGCGGGGGAAAUACCAGAGUGUGGUGUGAGGAAGGGCAGUGCCCUCAAGCUCAGGGGCCAUCCUCCAGGGACCCCCAGCCCAUUGGCAGAGUGCAAGAGGGGACUGCUGUGCAGAGCCCUGUUUGUUCCCAGCCCAAGGGUGCCACGGGUGUGGCCUGACUCCAGAAGCAUGUCCUUGAGAGGACUGUGGGCUUGCAAGGUACAUGCUCUGUUGAGGGGCCCUUUCACCCCCAACCUCGCUGAUGGCGGAGUUCACCUGGUCAGAUGGCCUGAUGCGCUUUAUAAUAAAGGUUGAACGUGUCGACUUCA
This is a messenger RNA of Equus quagga, 5341 nucleotides long. It is a transcript of the gene TIGD5, whose product is annotated as tigger transposable element derived 5. The transcript is spliced from 2 exons. Gene Ontology annotation, molecular function: DNA binding. The record is from RefSeq and is a predicted model, not a curated record. Gene Ontology annotation, cellular component: nucleus. NCBI's taxonomy places the organism in Eukaryota, Metazoa, Chordata, Mammalia, Perissodactyla, Equidae. Bases 127 to 1971 code for a protein of 614 amino acids.